CGCAGAACAUAAGUGUCAUGGCGGUUCAGGUGAAAUUUGCGUGGUUUCGCAACGCGUAGUUAUCUUAAUUUGUUCAUACCAGCUACAUUGCAUGCAUCCAAUGUCUGACACGAAAAAUAUGCGAUAAGACAACUACUAUCCAUGGUACUGAGGGUGGCACAACAUUCGAAAGAAGGACAUGCUAGAGGGUCUGGCAGCCUGGGUAUUGAAUACCUAUGUCGGUGAAUACGUCGAGAACCUCAACACUCACCAAUUAUCCAUUGGUUUGCUCCGAGGUCAAGUGGAGCUCGAGAACCUGCCGUUGAAGAAGGAUGCGUUCCGCCAGCUGCUGCUGCCGUUUGAAAUAAAAGCAGGCUUCAUUGGAAAAAUUAGCCUCACGAUUCCUGUAACGAGGCUAAGGAGUGAACCAUGGGUGAUCAACGUGGAAAGGCUGUACGUCGUUGUGGGACCUGUUUCUUUGAAUGAGUACGAUGAGGAUCACGAAGAGCAAGUGCUUCAGAAUGCCAAGCUCUCCAAGCUGGAUGCUAUGGAGGCCAAGUGGAAGGCGGACAACGAAUCCAAACAGGAGCCUUCCUAUUAUGCAUACUCGUAUGCCUCCUGGCUAACGUACGGCACAUCUGUGAUGACGAACAUCGUUAAAAACCUACAGCUUAAAAUCAAAGAUGUUCACCUGAGGUAUGAAGACAGCUACACAGAUCCACAGCAUCCUUUUGCUUGUGGCUUAACGAUACAGAGCCUAUCCUCGCUGGGUGAUAACAUCAAAGAGAUGCAAGAAGGCAGCAGCAAAGAUAUGACAUGUCAAUCCCUCCAGCUGAAUGGUUGUGCCGUUUACUGCGAUUCGGAUGCCACAAUGCUAGGAGGCCUGAACAUUAUGGAUAUGGCUGCUGCUAUGCAAAGUCAUCAAAACUGCUACGCAACAACUUCGGGAGCUAUUAAGCCUCACUCGUACCUGCUGUCCAACAUAACUGCACAGACACAGAUUUCCAGAAACUGUUCAGAGAAGCCUUUACGAUCGAGGAACAAACCCAGGAUUCUGUGCAAUCUCCAAGUCGACAAGUUUGCACUUACAUUGAAUGAAGUGCAAUACAAAGUGAUGGUGCUGUGUGCACGAGAAUUGGAGAGGAUAAACGUGUGCUGGAAAUUUCGAAAGUGGAGACCGUCUGUGCCAGUAACCGGCAAUGCGAGACAUUGGUGGCAGUUCGCCGUAGACUCGUGCACGAGCCACAUCAGGCAGAGGCAGAAGCAAACGACAUGGGAAUUUGCAUCCUGCAGAGCAAAGCAGCUGAAAGCCUACGUCGACAUCUACUUCACACAUCUCACGAAACCGGAAAGUCUCACCACGGAAAACCAGAAAGAAAAAGAUCACUUGGAGCAUCAGCUCAACUUUGAGACACUGCUUGCACUCAGGGAGUUAGUGAUACAGAGAGUCAGGAAGGAACAGGCAUUGUGGGCACCUGCAUCGCACGGUCAGGGCCUUCUGCGUUACUGGUUUCCUGGCUGGACUGGUUGGACUACAGCUAGUCGUGAAGCAUCGGUGCAGAGCUCAGGCACGCCGGACAGCUGUUCAUCAGAAGCUGAUGAUGACUCUUUCAUCAGUUCAACUCUGACUAGUCAGAUUGAGGAGGAAAUCUUGGGUGUGCUGGAAAGUGUGAACGAAGACACGUUCCUCAAGCGUGACACCGUACUGGCCAGGGUCAACUUCUCUCUUGGACAGUGCACGCUCACCCUGGUUGGGCAGCCUUCCAUUCAGACGGCCCUGUCGGAGCAGAAUGGUACCAUGAAGCCACUUAUGGAGCUGCGCUUUGCCGACAUGAAGGUUGACGUCGAGACUCGGCCAAGGCUGAGCUCCCUGCUGUUUGAGCUCAGACUUGGUGCCAUGUACCUGCAGGACUGCAGCACAGCCGACACUGCGUAUCCGUACAUCAUUUCUCCCCACACUGUGGAGCCACUGUUCAGACCACUUCAGUCUAUGCCAACAGAUACGUACAAAUCCUCGUUCCUAAAGUUCGCACCAUUUUCAUCAUCUAGUGGCCUUCCCAACAUUCCUCUAAUUCCUCUGGAAAAGUUUGAGACUUCAUCUACUCCACUUUUUGAACUGAUCUAUGAGAAGAAACCCUUUGGCUCAAUUGCUGAUCACAGGCUCGUGGUGAACACUCAGUCCCUGGAUGUCGUCUACAGUGCAUCAACGAUACGCUCCAUCAAGCAGUUCUUCACUCUCUACAACCACUGUGAUAUGCCUUUCGGCUAUUCUGCCUCCGGACUCAACCUGUCGGCGGCUGCACGAUCAAAGUACGAGAAAUUCAAACAGCACACCAAAGAAGAAAUCCGUCACAAGUGGGACCUCAUGCUUGAGGGAGAGCACAGAGUGCUUGAGACGAAGAGGUGGGACAUCCACAUGGACAUAUCCGCUCCACAAAUCAUUGUGCCUGAAAAUUUUACAGAGAAGCUGGCCACUGUUGUGCUGCUUGACCUGGGACGUUUGCAGUUCUCCAACUCCGCUCCCAGGACCGUUUCCUGCAGUAGUGGAAAGGCUGAUGGCGAUGACGUUUCGGACGAUGAAGAAGACUUUAAGACACCGUGCUCUUCACCACCAAACGAGGCUGAUAUCACAACUAACGAAGCUAAGACGGAAGAUGCAGCUUUGACGUCUCUGAAAAGCUGCAGCAUCAUAGGGGAUACUUUUGUGGUCACAUCCUCACCUCCGUCUUCGAUUUCCGAGAUGAACAUGAGGGACCACAUGUACGAGAGGUACACGUUGAACCUUCAAGACAUGCAAGUGUUGAUAGGGAACAGCAAGGACAGCUGGAAAUUUGCGCAGUUGCGAGGCACAAGUCCCAUGCAUGUCAUGGACAGGUUCUCAAUAUCGAUUCAAAUGGAGAGGCGCCUUGUGGCGACGGAUGAUCCCCAGUGGCCAAGUGUUACUCUCUCUGGCAAGCUUCCGAAGCUAACUGUGCAUGUAAAUGAGCAAAAGGUGCAAGCUGUUCAGAUGUGCAUAACAAAACUGAAAGAAAGCACUUCUUCUCAUCCGAGGAGACGAGCGCAUCAUGUACCCCCUGCUCCUGACGAAGCGCUCAAGGAUAAUGUUUUCAGGAGUGACAGUUCUGUGGAAAGUGGUGCAAAGGAGAUUCACGAGCAUUCCCUGCUGCUCCUCAUGCAGUUCUGCAUUGAAAAGAUGUCUCUCGAGGUGCAGAGUCGAGGCAGGUGCAUUGCAGAACUGCAAGUGACAGGUGCUCAGGCGACAUUCUCAAAGCGCCCUCUGGACUGUUCACUCACACUGUGUGUUCACGGUCUCCUGCUCGUCGAUGCGCUUCAGACAUAUGGCCCUGACUUUGAGCUUCUUGUGGCAUCUCACAAACAUGUCAGCAUGGACAGUCGGAGCGGCAGUCUUCGUGACAGCGACCCCAAUUCUCCGACCUCGCCGUCGAGCCCACCUGUGCAUGCCCACACCCCACCACUUGUACAGGCUGUGAAUAUUCCAAAUGUGCUUUCUGCAGUGCUUUCUACACUUCAUGCAUCUCCUCCUAAAGUCUUGAUGGACCAACAGCCUUCCCCAAUGGUCGAAAGUCAGGAUGUUGAUGCGUUGAUCACUGUUGAGAUCACCAUAGUCAACACCCCGAGCGCAGAUUCAACCUGCAGCGCAGAGCAAGAACAGAUGCUUUUGGCUAGCGUGCAGUUCAACAAUUUGGAUGUAAUAGCAAAUCAAGAAACAAUAGUGGAGCUUGUGAGCUUCGUUCAGUGCCUGCAGACCAAAGCGACUCCUACACACCAAGUGAAUGUGCCUUCAGGCUAUGCUUCUUCCGCAUCACUUCCACAAAUGGCGGAUGCGUUUCCAGCUGAGACUGCUGGUACACCUAGGCAUCUCACCUCCAUAGAGCUCACAUUUGACUUUCAUCAUUUCAACGUCCUCCUUUUGAGGGCCGUCAACAGGAAGGGCAGUGUAUCCGGCCAGAAGGUUGCCACGGCAACCAUGAGCAGUGCCAAGAUACAGGCGUCAGUAGGCUCCUCCCUCAAGAUUCAUGGAACACUGGGAGGUCUUCAAGUGUGUGACUUGACCUCUGACAAGACAGUUCACAGACGAAUCAUGAGUGUGGGAGAUGACCCCCACAUCCUGCUGGAAGCUCCAAAUUCACUGAGCAAGCUGCACACGGACCUGUACAAGCAAAGGGUUCACGGCAGUGAGGAUGCGGGGAGUCGGAAGGCGCUGUCGUUUACUGUGACACGCUCAGGGCGAGGUGACGGCUUAGAUGAACCUUCCGAGACUAACAGCUGGGAAAGCACGGAGAAGCUCGAAGUUGUGGUGCGCAUGGCUUCCGUCUGCUACGUGCAUUCUCCGCGUCUCCUCCAAGAACUGGCAUCCUGCGCGGCAGAAUUCAAAGGAUGCAUAUCCGCUCUGGCCACCUCGAUAAAGAAUGCGGCGACUGAAGUUGCUCUGGGUAUCGUGACGCUCCCAGCGCAGUCUGUGGCCGCGUCGUUUCACGUCAGCGUCUCGGACGGUUCGCCGUGUUCAGCAGCGGACCCUGGUAGAGACGCACCCGCGGAUGACACUCCGAAGUUUGGCGGGUUGCUACCUCUUGACGUGAGGCUGGAUAUAUUGCUGCAGACACCCGUCAUUGUUCUGCCAUGCAGCACCUCCAGCCCAGACGUCCUGGUGGCACAUUUAGGACGCAUAUCUGUGCAGAACACAAACUCCUCCGUGCUGCAAUCACCCAAUUUCAUUUUGGGCUCCUGUGAUCCCUUCAGAGCAGACCACUUCUUUGUGCAGUUCAAGGAUGUCAACCUGUACUCCCUGGAUAUAGAAGAGAAUCUUAAGAGUGUGCUUCAACUGGGAAAAACGGUUCACGCUUCACCAGAUUUUUUGUCCGUAGCAGAACUGUACCAGUGCUCCACGAAUGGACACCUGAUUUUGCACGAUACAGUAAUUGAGUUCAGCGUCAUGUACAAACGGUUGAUGGGGGUCGAUAACUUCGGAUGGUUCUACGAAUCUGUGCCGUGCGAACCUGAAGCCUCGUUGCAUCCUGUCGUCGAGAUAACGGGCACGGUUAUCAACGACCUUAAAGUGGUCUUAACGAAAAAGCAGUAUCAAUUGAUGCUGCUAUCCUUGGCCAACCUUUCCCACGAUGAUGCUUCAGAAGAUGGAAUCUCUGAAGCAGUGUCGCACCUUGCAGCCCAUAAAGAGGAACCAGUUUAUAUCAACACCCAGCCGCACGGCUCAAGUGCCUGCUCUAAAAGCUGCGACUCGCGCAAGCCCAAGUUCGUUUGCUGCCGAGCAAAUUUCACCCUUCCUGCCUUCUUAGUCCAUCUAUGUGGUGACCUCUGUGAGGCCGAACAGGACCUUGUAAUGCUAUCGUUCCAGGAGCUCUCCGUGCACUAUGAAAAAGACAGCCCGUACGAAACGAGCAUCCAGGUAGCACUGCGAGGGCUGCUCAUGGAAGACCUCCUGGAAGUGCCCGAUUCGGACCAUCGAUAUUUAAUAAGAUCAUCGAACCUGAACACCGUUGAAGCUGCUGCUGCAGCGCCUCCUAGAGCCGACUUCAUAUCUGUUUCCUGUCCCGACAUGACACACCACGUCCCUCUAGUUCCUAACCACCCAUCACUGCCUGACCACUUGUGUACUGAAAAUGUCUUCAAGGCCCACUUGAAAAGAAAUAGACCCAAAGACUACCCCAGGCGGUCCUCUGUCCUGCAGAGGAGCAACUCUGCAACCUGUCCUUUCACACCUCCUCCCUCCCCUUCUGGACGAGCUUCUCCGCCAGCCCAGGAAGACUCCCUUAUGCACCUCAGUGUGCUCCUAAUAGACAAGCGGUCACCUUACUUCGUGUCGAAACACAACCAGACUCACAGUAUGAUUCAGGUUAACUUCAACUGUUUGGAAGUGACAAUCAAUUCCCAGACCUGGGUUAUGGUCCUGGAUUUUCUCGGAGUCAGCUGCGAGGGCCCGGCCGUGCAGAAAUCUGUGGCUCGUCGAUCAAAUUCGAUGAUGCUGAAGGAGGAUCCCAAUGCUGCACACGGUAAAACUUUGGAAACAAGAAACACAGAACUUGACGUGAGCAUAUGCAACCUCACAGUCACACUCAACAAGCCCGUAUAUCAACUUGCAAGAUCUACCAUCAGCAAUUUUGCUAUGCACACGUCGUUUCGAGAUGGCAAUGCAGCCGCUCGAGCCAGCCUAGAGAAGAUCUCGGUGUUGGACUUGUCACCGUAUGGAGAGCUUUACAGAGAGCGCUUUGUAACCACCGGAAAAGAGGCCCUGCACUUCGACAUUUUCAGGUAUGGCGAGCCUGAUCCAGAGCUGAAGCGUGAAUUUGACAUCAAAGUGAAGUGUGAGAUGUCCUCCGUGCAACUGGUCUACACCCAUCGCUUCAUUCUCGAGACGAUGGAGUUUUUCGCUGACUUCACUGAGCUACAGAUGCUACUAGCGAACUUGAGAGCAGCCACCAAAGGGAAUGAGGUCAACGUGGCAGCCGGCAGAGCUCCCAGAGUAAAGUUGGAAGUCACUGCGGGUACUCCCGUAAUAGUGGUACCUCAGGCGUAUAACAGUCAUGAUGUCCUUGCUGCAAACCUCGGGAACCUCACUGUCUGCACCUCGUUUUGCUUCGUCGGUGAUGAGGGUACCGUGAGCUCUCUGCAGAAACAACACUCUUGCACAGCAAGCCCAACAUCUCCCAAUGGCAAUGAUAUCAGAGACGUAAAUUUGAUUUCACUUUCUGACGAAGAAGUCGAUGCGCCCUGCCUGCUUCAAGUUAUGAACAUCACGCUGGUUGACAUGGACCUAUACUCAGGAACACACAUCUCGGGCAAAGUCAGACGUCCUUCCUCCGGCCGUGCUAGUGGCCUGCUGUUUUCGUCGUGCCACAUAGAAAAGAAUGAUGGUGCCCUGCUCCAGCAAACAUUCAUGCUAAAAUUACAAGCGGAAAAGAAUUUGGACUCCUCCACGAACCAUGCAGUUCCCGAUUGGACGGUGCAGGGAAGCUUUUCUUCCGUGCACUUCACCAUCGACCGUCAACAGGGCCAGCUUAUUCAGGGAAUACUGAGGCACAAUCUUGGAGAGCAGGUGGAAGGCUCCUCCCCUUCAAGUUUUUCUCUCGUAGAGACACCUGCAGAACGAGCCUCCCUUGCCGAUCGGACGUGGACCACCUUGGCAAUGUACAUGGACUUGGUAAAUGUCUCGUUGGAGCUGGUGCACUCACGGCCAAAGCUGCUCUGCGCCAACGUAGAGCGUUCGUUAGCCAAGGUAGACCUCAUCAAGUCACGCCUGUCUGUGGAAAAAUACUCUGACCAUACGAGUGAUGUGGACUUGGUCUCUCACGAGAUUCGUGUGUCGGACACCCGCUACAGGGAUGCGCCAGCCAAUGACAGGCCGAAUGUUUUCACCAGUAUCCUUCAGCCAACAAGACACGCCUCUGAAAAAAAGGUGCUGCAAGUGGAGUUUCACUACAGGGUUGCUCGCAACUUGGCACGCUUCACGGUGCUUCUCAACAACAUGCGAGUCAUGGCAAUUUUUGACUGGAUCAAAGAAGUGUCAGACUUUUUGGCAUUCACUUCGGACCUUCCGUCACUCCCUAGUGCAGCCUCAAUGCCACAGCAUUCUCUCCGCAGCCAGCACGACUUGCCCUUCAAGAGGGACCUUCCACAAAAUAAGGAAUGUGCACAGCUUCCACUGGAACUGAAACUGAAUCUGACAGAUACUGAGAUUGUGGUUGUGGACAAUACUGCUGCUUGGGACACAAAUGCUGUCAUUUUAAAAUCCACUGCUGUGCUCAGUUACUCAAAGAAUCUAAGUGAACGGCCAUUGUCAUGCAACCUGCAAAACAUGGAAGUGUUCUCCUGCAUUCUUGGGGUGGAGGAAGAUACUGCAUUGUCCAUAGUUGACCCCGUCACAGUUUACAUCGAUGUCAUUGAGAAGUCCCCUCAGUCUGCUCCUGUGGAGCACUUGCUUCAGGUGAGCACGAUGAAUGUGAAUUUACGCCUGUCCUACAACGACAUGAAGCUGUUCAUGAGCAUUCUGGACUCCGUACCUAAGCAAUCUGGAUUUAAAAAGGACGAGAGCGAACGUGUCACACUCGAUGCACGUUCAGCCUCAGAUGUGCAGACAUUACAAGGCAUGGGGUUUUCAUACGAAGACUGUCUCCGUGGCCUGCAACACUCUAGCGGAAAGGUGGAUGAGGCAGCGCUGUGGCUCACACAAAAUGCCACGGUAUUGCGGAGCAUGUCGUCGGGUGUCAACGUGCGGGCUGUGGAGUUGAAAGUGUCUACCUUCUGCCUCUGCAUCAUCGACGACUGCAUGGAUGCAGACGUGCCCUUACUUGAGAUAAACCUCAGAGAAACCUACAUUACCCAGCAGUUAUUACCGUGUUAUGGCGGAGAGUCCAAGUUCUUCUUUAGCACAGGCUACUACAACCGUUCCCUGUCUGGCUGGGAACCCAUAAUAGAGCCUUGGAGGUGUCACUGCCACUGGAAGAUGUUAUUUGAAGGGCACAAGUUGUCAAAGCUAAAUUUUAAGGUAGAAGCGGAAGACACCCUCAACCUAAACAUCACCACAGCACUACUUGACCUGUACCAUUGCGUGAAGCAGUCGUGGACUGCGGACCUGUACCAGCUCUUCUCAAAAGAGCCACUAUCGGACAAGGAAACAUUUUCGAACGGUGAAACAUCCACCAGACGUCGCUCUCCAUUCAUUCCGUUUGCACUGAAAAACGACCUUGGUUUGAAGUUCAGCUUUGCAACGGUUGUGUCAUCUGCGUGCAGUCUGAAGGAAAGUGCAGGGGACUUGCAGUUGAAGUGGACUGAGAUCAACCCUGGAGAAGUGAUCCCAUUUACAUUUCAAGAACAUGGAAAGCUGCGGCACCAGGACUCGCAUAAGUUAAGAAUGCACCAGGUCAUUCUGACGAUUAAUGGAUACCAGCAGCUUGAUCCUGUCUCAGUGGACAAAGUUGGGGUCUACUUUCGGUAUGCUGCACCCAAGGAACAGUAUCUGCACAGUGGUAUGCUUGCCCGUGUGGUCUUCAGCGUCACCUUGGAUGGAAGUGCUCGCAAAUUGGUGACUGUUCGGUCUGCACUACUUGUGAGAAACAAAAUGGAUGUGGCUAUGGAGCUGAAACUUGAGAUGUACGGAGCACGUCCCCACCAGAUGUGUCUCCAGAGCAAUUCUACUGUACCGCUGCCCCUGGCUUACGUGUACUCCGAAAUAUGGGCUCGACCCGCAUUUUCUAUGACGAGUUACGCUUCGCUGCAGUGGCAACAAACUGUGGAGCCCCAAGCCAAAGGGGGAUAUGCUACAACGUGUACACCCUUCCAUAGCAGUGGGAAGGUCUUCAGGUUCUCCGUAGGAGUGAAACACAACAGCUGCAUGGACAAGCGAGCCAUUCCCAAAUGGUGGCGUGUCUCGGACAAAGUCAUUCCGGCACACACAAUCACUUUGUUGCCCCCCAUUUGCAUCUACAACCUCCUUCCGUACGACUUGAGCUACGUCUUUACCGACAGCCCCUGCAAGGGUGUCAUAAGUCCUCGUAAAAGCUGCUUUCUCCAUGAGAUCAACACGGAGCAGUACGUGAUAAUUACAUUCUCCUUUGAGAACUUCCGCCACUGCUCCAACCUUGUGGUGCCUCCGGGAAGUGGGGCCUUCACUACGAAACUCGAGGCACGAGACGCGGAAGGCCGUCUCCUGAUUUUGCACGUGAAAGUCUGCAUUCUUCCCGGACACGCUCUAAAGCUGUACGUGUACGCUGAUUAUUGGAUCAUCAAUCGGUCUGGGCUUCCUCUGAUCUUCAAGCAAGAAGGGACCAGCACAGAGGCAGCAGGGCAACAGCCCGAGCACGAGCAGGCUAGAAGCGUGGCGCCUUUGCUGUUUUCUUUUGCAGACCCUGAUGAGUCAAUGAUGUGCAGCAUGCGCGUUGGAAUGCAGCUUCAUCCCAACAGUUUUCCGCAGUGGUGUACCGGCUUCCCAUUGGAGAAGGCCAUAAGAGUUCGCAGGCUCAUUGUGUCGCCGAACGAUGCCCGCCCCGACUGGGUUUACACAAUAGGGGUGGACGUUAAGCAGGGACGUGGAAUCUACUCCAGCACCAACUAUGUCGUAUUGUCACCUCGCUUCCUGUUGGACAAUCGUAGCAGCUCCAUAGUUGAGUUUGCGCAAAGGUUUGCAACUAUUGAGCAGUACAGCCAUCAACAUCGCUGCCACAUUUCCUCAGCAAUGCCUCAGUGCAGUCUCCCAUUUCACUGGCCUAGGGUAGACUUGGACAACCUGCUGUGCGUGCGUCUCGUUGACGUUCCGGGAUGUCUUUGGUCUGGAGGCUUUCGCAUAGACGAGCUCAACUCUUUCCACGUGCACAUGCGGGACAGGUCUGGCAAAUCCUACUUCUUACGAGUUGAGGUGAUACAGGAGCGAGCAACCUUCUUCGUUGUCUUUGCGGACUGCACUAAGAUACCGCCUCUGAUAAGAAUUGACAACCAGUCAGAAGUUCCCAUCACGUUUCACCAGACUGGAGUCAGUGAAGGACUUUUGAGAGGAGUUGUCCAGCCUCACAGUGCAGUGCCGUAUGCCUGGGAUGAACCCAUAUUGAACCCGUAUAUCACUGUGAUUGCUCCCGGGGGUAUGAGCGAGACAUAUGACAUGACAAGCUUUCGGGAAGGGAAGCACCUGUACUACGAGAAUUUCUUCUACAUCGCCUUCACUGGAACUUUUCUCGAGCCGCGUGCUUUAGUGAAGUUGCAUCCCUACUCGAAGGAUGUCAAAUGUCAAGAAUUGGUCCUGGAUGUACCUCAUGGGACAUGUGUUGUGAUAAACAAAAAGGAGCUGGGCAAAAGAUCCCAGCUGUGGCGCAUGACGUCUACCGGGAUGUUGCAGCACGAAGGGUCGAGCACUCCUCUUGACCCUCGUAGCAGCGCUGCCUCGGGCCGCAACGGCGGACGCAUGCUGGUGCUUGACAUUGCCGGUCUUGGACCCGAGCCCAAACAGUACACUGAGCUGAUGCUACGGAAGCCCGACGAGCGUCGCCGUCUCACUCAGAAGUGGACCUUCACAGAGAACGGACGUCUUUGCUGUCAGCUUCCAAACAUGUUCGUGCAGCCCAGAGACGGCUUUGUUGGUCUCAGAAGAGGAAACGACGUUGUGCUUGGGCCACCCCAGCCUGUUAUCUUCCUCGAAAUGGAGAAUGGCAUCCCGCUGGAGCAGGCCAUUAGCAACCAAAAAAUGCGAGGUGGUUCGGGCAUCCUAUCCGUGAAAGUUGUCCCUGAUGGCCCUACCAUCGUGCUCUGUGUUACAGACUUCAGACAAAAGCAAUUGGUGACAAAGACCUCUGCGGCUACUGAGUGGGUUGUUGUUGAAGAGAAAACGAACAACGGCAAGGAGCUGCGGCCCGACAUGAAACCCGACAGACCUUGCCUCGAUCUGCAGAUGCAUCUCAUUGGUGGCAUUGGUAUCUCCGUGAUCAACCACCUCAAUGAAGAACUGCUGUACGCACUGCUCCACAACAUCCUCGUGGAUGUAUCUCAGGGCCCAGGAUCUCAAUCGCUCGAUGCCAGCAUUCAAGACGUGCACGUAGACAACCAACUACGGGAUGCCGAGCGGCCCGUUGCCCUUUACGUCACGCCCUCGCACAAGAAAGACCAGCAGCGCCACCUCCCAGCAGUUCGCAUUACUGCCCACCGGAUACCUCAGAGAGACACGGACGCAGAGAUAUUCAAGCAUUUCAUUAUGGAGAUUAAAAACAUCACCUUGGUCUUGGAAGAGUUGCUGGUGCUGAAAAUAGCCCAGCUGCUUUACUUCGAUCAAAGCAGCCACUGUAAAGACUCGGAUGAGGAGAUUAUUGACAACCAAAUCCAAAGGGCACAUGCUGUGGCAUCCGCUAGUGCAGUGCGCUUUUACUUCAGCACACUGAAACUUAGCUUGCAGCAGGUGAAACUCAGCGUACUUACCAUGAGCCAGAAACCACCAGAGCUGAAGGCAAUCAAGAAGAUGAUAGGUUGGAGCCCUAUCCGAUUUGAAGAUGCUAAUGUAGAGCUAGACUCCUUUGUCAAAUCGCAUCCGUUUGAGUCGCUGGAAUUCCUCACAAAUAGUGUUAUUGAACAUUACAAAGGGGAACUUCAAAGCCAGGCUGCGAAAAUCCUGGGAAGCGUAGACUUCCUGGGGAACCCGCUUGGGCUAUUCAAUGACCUGUCAGCGGGAUUCCGAGAGUUCAUCAGUGACGGCAACACAAUGAGCCUCAUCAAGAGUGUAACCCAUGGCUUCUCCAAUUCAACUGCAAAGAUAACUGGUUCUUGGUCAGAUGGGCUCAAAAAUGUAGCAAUGACCAAGAGUCAACAGGAAGAGAGAACUCGAACUCGUCUGGAGGAUGCCAGCACCAGGACAGGACCCUUUAUAACUGGUCUCAAGGGCCUGGGCUACGGCAUCCGUGACGGGUUCACGGGCAUCGUAAAACAUUCGUACCAGGGUGCAAGCACCGAAGGUGUCCCGGGUCUCAUAACGGGCAUCGGAAAAGGAAUUCUCGGAGCGCUAGCCAUGCCUACCGCAGGAGCAUUAGACUUUGUUUCCGGUGCCGCAAGUGCCGUGCGGAACACCAGUAAGCUGAGCUCGCACAACCAUCCCAAACGGUGUAGAGCCCCACGACUAUGCUCGGGACCUGGUGGGCUACUGCCGUGCUACUCUACCACACAGGCCCUUGGGCAGCAGUUCCUCUGCAGCCUUAAUGACGGCGUCGACGAUCUGUAUGUUGCCAUGGAACAGUUGGAAACAGUCGCAGAGAGCUUCCGAGUGCUCAUAUCGACUGAACGGGUGCUUCUGCUGCUGCCCGACGACAUGACUGCAGAAAGCAUUGCACACAUGGUUCCGUACAGUAAACUCAAGUACUGCCGUAGUUUUCCGUCGUCUGCGAAAACAGGCGGCUCUGCCUUCCAAAUUGAAUUUGUUCUCUGGGCUGAUGAGCAGACCUCAUCCUUGAGUUUACAUGACCGUACCUUCAGGGUUGGCUGUGAUAGCGAGCACGUUGCCCAAAAGGUUGUGCAGCAGAUAAACUAUGCAAAGCUUGCAUACGAAGAGCGAGGUUUUACUGCUCAGGUAACAGAUAGUGAUGAAGACGAUGCCUAAGUAAUAUAUAUAUAUAUAGAUAGUGUAUUUUAUUUGAUGCAACAAAUAUAUUUUUUGGUCCCUGUAAAUAUGUACAGCCGAUAAUAAACCCCAGAUUACUGGCUCA
Messenger RNA from Ornithodoros turicata, 13184 nucleotides. RefSeq names its product intermembrane lipid transfer protein VPS13D-like (gene Vps13D). Gene Ontology annotation, molecular function: protein binding. The coding region runs from base 179 to 13078 and encodes 4299 amino acids. Gene Ontology annotation, cellular component: extrinsic component of membrane. Gene Ontology annotation, biological process: protein targeting to vacuole; mitochondrion organization; protein retention in Golgi apparatus. Lineage: Eukaryota; Metazoa; Arthropoda; Arachnida; Ixodida; Argasidae. The record is from RefSeq and is a predicted model, not a curated record. The transcript has 79 exons.